AUGUCAGACUCCGAUUCCAACGAUUCCGUUCUGGGGGCUUCUGCAAAAAGGAUGAGAGGCGCUCACAAUAUUGCACACCAGUCACCCUUCGCUACACAGCCAUCAGCCAUGGUCACUGACCAAUUCACUGAGCCCGACUAUCGUGUUGCGCUCGACUUUGGCACGACAUAUACUAGCAUCGCGUUCGUUAGAAAGGGCGAACGAGAGAUCAACACCAUUGAUCAGUGGGAUGGAGAUCGCUGUCAUCAUUCCAAUGGGAGACAAGUCCCAACGGAAAGUGUCUAUCGCCCUGCUUCCAGACUACACGGCUACGAAGCACAACGCUGGCUAGAGGAGUCACAACCCGACGACGCAGUCAUAGCUCACAUCAAACGAAUGAAGCUGCUCCUUGACGACACGGGUUGUGUCUGGACUCAAGAUGCUAAAAGCGAAGUUGCGAAGGGAAUACAGAAACUUCAAGCCCAUCACUUGAUAGAUUCUGAGCAGGAUAUCAUACGACACAUAUUGAAAUAUUAUUUCCGCCACAUCAAGCGAACUCUGGAAAUGGCUGAAGGCUUCCACGAUGGUAACUCUGGUACGUGA
Alternaria postmessia is the source of this 582-nucleotide messenger RNA. RefSeq lists its product as uncharacterized. NCBI's taxonomy places the organism in Eukaryota, Fungi, Ascomycota, Dothideomycetes, Pleosporales, Pleosporaceae. The record is from RefSeq and is a predicted model, not a curated record. The transcript has a single exon. Bases 1 to 582 code for a protein of 193 amino acids.